CUCUUGGCUGGGUGAGCUUUUCCGGGGGGCCCUGCUCAGGAACUGCUCCGGCAGCCGCGGGAAGGAGCGGGUCCUCCACCGAGCUCACGCCUCGGGGGGCUCCAGAGGGUCCCCGGCCCCACAGGGUGCCCUGACCCCAUAAAAACCAAGCAGAGGGAUUUUUCCCAGCAGCUCCUGCUCCAGCGCGGCCUUCCCCUGCCGCCGAAACGCCGCUCCUCCAGCUCGGCAGCCGGCAAAGGGAGGUGGGGACCCUGCGAGGAGCAGCACUGAGAGCAGCGGGGUCACUUUUAAGCCCCCCUGGCUGAAGCGGGGGCCGGGGGCACAGGCCUAAAGGCAGCGGCAGCCAGACAGUCACAGGGAUCCUACAAAGCAGCUGAGCCCUCCGAUCCCAUACUGCCAGCAUCCCCCAGCUCCUCCUCCUCCUCCUCCUCCUCCCCCGGCUGCCCGGAGAAACGAAAGUGGGAGCCCUCGGCCAGGCCCCCCCCCCGCCACCCUCAUGCCCGGCAGCCCCGAAGCCCCCCGGCCCUCCGGGACCCCCGACGCCGGCCCCGCUGCCCCCACAGAGCCGCCUGCCCCCAUGGAGCCGGCACCCCCCCAGCCGCCGGAGGAGGAGGAUUUCCAGUUCGUCCUCUGCGAGGGCUGCCGGCAGGAAUCGCCCAGCCUCAAGCUCCUCACCUGCCUGCACACCCUGUGCCUGGGCUGCCUGAGCGAGAACAAGCCCGUGGGGCAGUGCCCCGUGUGCCAGGCGGCCAUCCCGCAGGCCAACGGCAUCCCCGACGUGGACAACGUGCUCUUCGCCAGCCUGCAGGCCAGGCUCCGCGUCUACCGCAGGAUCGUCGGCGGGGUGCUGAGCUGCAGCCGCUGCCGGAGGGAGCCGGCGGCCGUCUGGUGCUCCGAGUGCGAGGAGUUCCUGUGCCCGGGCUGCUUUGAGGACCACCAGUGGUUCUUCAAGAAGAGGAGCCACGAGGCCAGGAAGGUGGAGGAGCUGCGGGCCGAGUCGGCGCAUCGCUUCCUGGAGGGCACCAAGAAGUCCUGCACCCUCUUCUGCUCCAGUCCCGGCCACACCGAGCAGGGCCACAUCACCAGCAUCUACUGCAAGAAAUGUGAGAAGCCGCUGUGCUGCUCAUGCGCCCUGCUGGACACCCAGCACUCGCCUUUCUACUGCGACAUCCGCGCCGAGAUCCAGCGGCGGCAGGAGGAGCUGGCGGCCGCCGGCCGGGAGCUGGCGCGCCGGCGGGGCGGCUUCGAGGCGUCGCGCGCGGCGCUGCAGGAGGAGGCCGCCCGGCUGGAGGCGGCGAGCGGCGAGACGCGGGAGCUGAUCCGGCAGCGCGUGGAGCAGCUGGUGCGGCUGGUGCGGCGCGAGGAGGACGAGCUGCUGGGGCUGGUGGAGCGGCGGCAGGAGCAGGGCCGGCGGGAGCUGGCGGGGGAGCUGCGGCGCGUGGAGGGCGUGCUGCGGCGGAUGGAGGCGGGCGAGCGGCUGGUGGAGAAGAUGAGGCUGUACGCCACGGAGCAGGAGGUGAUGGACAUGCAGCCCUUCGUCAAGGAGGCGCUGCGGGAGCUGCAGCGGCUGCGGCCGGCGGCGGCCGGGGGCCAAGCGCAGCACGUGGACUUCGCCGAGUGCCGCGCCAGGCUGCAGGCGCUGGCCGAGUGCGUCGAGGGGCGCGCAGGUACCUCUUCCCAGGCUGUCCCCGUGGUCGAGGUGGCCCUGGAGAAUGACCAGCAAGAGGAGCCCACCCAGCGUGGGAGCCCAGGCAUCGUGCCCACCUUCACCAUCAGCCUCGGGGACAUGCGGGUGAGCACGCUCCCCCCUGCCACCGUGCGGUCCAAGCGGUGGUGGCCCCAGGUGGAAAGGGGCAGCCAGGUGUCACCCAAGGUGCUGAAGCUAGAGCACAACACCACGGCGGCCUCCAGUGAGCCCAGUUCAACCCAGAAGGACGGCAGAGGGGAGCCCAGCACCUCCACAACCAGCCACAACCGCAGCAGCGUCCCCAAGGCUGGCAGGAGCCGCACUGAUGAUGCAGAAGACACCAGCAUCAUCAUCUGCAGCUCGGAGGACAGUGAGGAGGACACGGUGGUGAGUGUGACACCAGACCUGCCUCCCUGCUGAGCCGCCACGCCGCACGCGGAAGAGGCAGUGGGCAGCCGCUGCCACCGUCCCCGCGUCCUGCCCACGCUAAGGACCGGGCUGCCUCUCCUCGCCCCCUCUGAAGCAGCCAGGGUCACCUCCCCGCUCUGGGAGGCAGCAAAGCCCGCUUGGAUUUUGCUCGGAGGUGGGGUCCCACGUGGCAGCAUCCCCAAAUUGACCUCAAGGGGCAUCCCGACGGCCUCUUCCUUCCCGAAGAGUCCCAGCUCUGGGCAGAGGGACAGCUGUCUGGCUCGGACUCUUCCCCAGGAAAGAAUUAAAGGAUUAAAGGAUUUAGGAGCCUGAAACCAUCCUUGAUAUCACCCCCAGCAGUUCUUCGCCAGGGGUCACUGAGUCCCCAAGAGGGGGCAGAUAUGGGGAUGGAGGAUGGGGAUGGAGGAUGGGGAUGGAGGUUACCAAUUCCUUUUUUAUUUUUUCCCCUAAGCUUCAGAUAACACAACCCUCACCCCUCUGCAGGGAGAGCUGCUCAAAGCCCCACUCCUGUAGUGCUGCUUUCCCUAGGAGAUUUGUGCCAUAGCCCCUUCGCCACCCCGCGCCAAGGGGAUUAGCGCAGGCUUCCCUGGGAAGGUUAUCCACAGCUCAAUACCCAUUUUUAUACGAAAAUCAUGUUUUUAAGUUGAAUGUAGCACCUGUGCUCAUCCCCCCCCACCCCCCAUGCAGGGGUCGUUAGAUGGGAUGGGCCAUGGGAUCCCUGCCAGGAUCUCCACACCACCAGCAUUUGCAGGGGGUCCCUUUGGAAAUGGAUUUGGGGCCAGGGGUGGGUUUGCAGAGCUGGCUGAAUGAGGGGUUACCAGCCUUCUUUUUUUUCUUUUGUAUAAGUUAAUCAUGCAGAAACUCUUAUUAUUCUUCAAUAAAG
Cygnus atratus (black swan) is the source of this 2999-nucleotide messenger RNA. RefSeq names its product PML nuclear body scaffold (gene PML). The transcript has 8 exons. Gene Ontology annotation, molecular function: ubiquitin-protein transferase activity; zinc ion binding. Gene Ontology annotation, biological process: intrinsic apoptotic signaling pathway in response to DNA damage; PML body organization; positive regulation of DNA-templated transcription. Lineage: Eukaryota; Metazoa; Chordata; Aves; Anseriformes; Anatidae. Bases 497 to 2107 code for a protein of 536 amino acids. Gene Ontology annotation, cellular component: nucleoplasm; PML body; chromatin. The record is from RefSeq and is a predicted model, not a curated record.